Balaenoptera ricei (Rice's whale) is the source of this 1768-nucleotide messenger RNA. It is a transcript of the gene ACD, whose product is annotated as ACD shelterin complex subunit and telomerase recruitment factor. Lineage: Eukaryota; Metazoa; Chordata; Mammalia; Artiodactyla; Balaenopteridae. Gene Ontology annotation, cellular component: chromosome, telomeric region; telomerase holoenzyme complex; shelterin complex. Bases 96 to 1460 code for a protein of 454 amino acids. The record is from RefSeq and is a predicted model, not a curated record. Gene Ontology annotation, molecular function: telomeric repeat DNA binding. Gene Ontology annotation, biological process: telomere capping; telomere maintenance via telomerase. The transcript has 13 exons.
CAGUCGCCCUACGUUUCCUCUUCCGAGGAGGGGCGGGGCCGCGGCGCCCGCGGAAAACGCGGGCCAGAGGUGCUCGGCUGGCUACCGCGGCGGGCAUGGCAGGCUUGGGGAGUCUGGUCCUGCGGCCUUGGAUUCGAGAGCUGGUUCUAGGGUCAGAGGCACUCUCAAGCCCGCGGGCGGGGCAGCUGCUCAAGGUACUGCAGGAGGCCGAGGCCCCGGGCCCGUCCCGCGCUCCUGACACGUCUGAAGGGGCCACGCUACUUGUGUCCGACGGGACCCACAGUAUCCGAUGCUUGGUGACGCGGGAGGCUCUGAACGCCUCGGACUGGGAGGAGAAGGAGUUCGGCUUUCGAGGGGCAGAAGGCCGGCUGCUGCUACUGCAGAACUGCGGGGUCCGCGUCCAAGUCGCCGAGGGAGGCACGCCCGCGGAGUUCUACCUCCAGGUGGACCGCUUCAGCCUGCUGCCCACGGAGCAGCCCCGGGAACGGGUGACUGGUUGCAACCAGGACCCGGAUGUGCGGAAAAAGCUCUAUGACUGCUUGGAGGAGCACCUUUCAGAGUCCACCUCCCCCAGUGCAGGCCUUUCACUGUCCCAACUUCUGGAUGAGGUAGAGGAGGACCAGGAGCAUCGGGGGGCGCUAGUGAGCCUGGCUGAGAGCUGUCUGAUGCUGGCAGGCCCUUGCACAGCAACCCCCCUCACCCGCUGGGCAACCUCACGCUGCAGAGCCACGGGAGAAGCUGUGUACUCUGUCCCCAGCCUAUGGCUGCACAUCUCUGAGAAUGACCAGCAAAUCCUGAGCUCUCUGGGCCCAGGUCAGAGGGCACAGGGCCCUGAGCUACCCCCACCACACCCAGCUCUACAGGACCUAUCGCUGACUCUCAUCUCCUCUCCUCCUUCCUCACCCAGUUCCUCAGGAACCCCUGCCCUACCCAGCCACAUGCUGUCAGAGGAAAGUGGUGCCAGUAUCAGCCUUCUGCCUGCCUUGCCCUUGGCUGCUCCAGACCCAGCGCAGAAGGCCAGCUCCCAGCCCCUGUCAGCCAUCUGCUCAGCCCAUGGCCCCCUGCCCCCCAGUUCCCCACACCUCAGCCAUGUACCCAACUCCCCACCCCUGAGCUGCACCCCAAGUCUGUCACCCCUUAGCCAUGUCCCCAGUCUACACCAGGCCCAUGUAACCAUGACCCAGAGACCUAGUCUGGAGUUCAAGGAGCUAGGGUUACCCCCCAAGACCGGGCAGCACUCUCCAAGGACAAGAACCACCAAGGGAGCCCUGGAGUCCAGCUCUGUCUGGGACCCCCGAAAGAGGCAUCGUGACGGUUCUGCCUUCCAAUAUGAGUACGAGCCACCCUGCCCCUCCCUGUGUGCCCAGGUCCAAGCUGCCAGGCUCCCUCCCCAGCUUGUGGCCUGGGCCUUGCACUUUCUGAUGGAGCCACAGCCGGAGGCUGAACUAACCCAGGUGUGAGGGGUCAUGUGAGCACGUGGGAGGAUGCGUGCACAGGGGCCUGGAGCUGGUCCUCAUGCAUAGACACUGCUCGUCGCCCCGCCAAGAGAGGCCUCGGCCUCAGCUGGCCAUCUGGGGGAGGCCAGGGUAUCAGGGUAUGGUCCCAACAGCUGCCCCCGCUCCAGCCCUUGCCUCCCACCUUCAGGGUCCCCAGAGGAGCUGAGUUCCCAGCAGGGACUCCUCCAGGUCCUAGCCCAGUAUUGGGUGGGGGCUAGGGUACCUGCUUACCUUCAUUCCUGGAGCCUAAGCAGGAAUCCUCUGGGAGGCCC